AUGAAACUUGACGGACAAGUCGCCAUCGUAACUGGCGCUGCUGCCCAGAACGGAAUUGGCUUCCUGACUGCGUUACUAUUCGCUAAAAACGGAGCCACUGUCAUCAUCACCGAUAUUGAUACCCAGGAAGGCAAUGCCGCACAGGCGAGACUUGAACGAGAGUUUGGAGCCGGAAGAGCUCUGUUCAUUCGCUGUGACGUAACCUUGGAGCACGAGCUUGGUGCUGUCUUUGUGGAGACUGUUACGCGAUACAAGAGGCUCGAUAUUGUCAUUAACAAUGCUGGAAUUGGGGGAGGUUUCGGCCCCGAAGUUCCAUUCUCCAUCGUGAAGCGAUGCAUUGACAUAAACACCACCGCCGUGUUACUUGGAACGCAAUUGGCUAUUACUUUUGCCAAGCAGCUUGGAAAGCCUAUUUGUGUCGUAUCAACCGCAUCCAUCGCUGGUCUAUACCCUUAUACAUCUCCUUCAUACGCAGCCUCAAAGUGGGCUGUAGUUGGAAUGACUGCGUCACUUCCGGUAUGGGCACAAGGCCAAGCUGAUUUAGGCAAUCCACUUCCAAAAGGAAUGCGUUUCAAUUGCGUAUGUCCAGGAGCAAUUCCAACAAACCUGACACACCCAACUAAAAAACCAGCUGGUCUUGAUGCUGAAGUGUUUAACGAUUUAAAGAAGAGGGUUGUAGUUCACCUUGAGGGUAUUAACAAGGGCUGGGUCCCGGCUUCACGUAUCGCCGACAUGUUUUUGAUUGCAGUCACCGACGAGUCGCUGAAUGGUGCUGCCAUAGAAAUGAUGGAUGCACAUACCAACGAGCCCACCAUCUACCGUAACUAUGUACAUGUUACUGGGUCUGCUAAGGGAUCGUUGUUUGAAAGUGCGAGAUUGCCAAAGAGAUCCACGAGAGAUGGGGCUGCCACUUCUGUAGAGACGGUAGCUUGGAUCGUCAAGCUGUCUCUGUCUAGGACCUGCUGGACCUUGGCCAGAGAUGCAAAGUCUAUGAAAUCAAGCCUUAAAUUUGAAGAUUCGCAACGAGCCAGCAUUCCUGUACGGGCACAAGUCGGUAAGAAACAAGACACGUUGAGACAAACGCUCUCUCUGCUUUAUGACAUGAUUCUUUAUGAACUCGAGGGUAUUAACAAGGGCUGGGUCCAGGCCUCACGCAUCCCCGACAUGUUUUGGCUUGCAGUCAUUGACGAGUCGCCGAAUGGUGCAGCCAUAGAAAGGAUGGACGCACAGACCAAGGAGCCGACCGUGUACCGUAAUGAUAUGCGUAAGGCAGUCAGGACGUAUGCUGCUGUUCCAUUACAUCCCGAAUGGAAGGAACUAGUCAAAAAGGAACUCAAGGGCAAAGACCCAGAACAGACAUUAACAUGGCAUACUGCUGAAGGUAUCGACGUUAAGCCGCUCUACACAAAGGCCGACAUUGAAGGCCUCGUUGACGAAAUACCCGGAAAAUUCCCAUACACGAGAGGACCUUAUGCCUCCAUGUAUACAUUCAGGCCAUGGACUGUUCGACAGUACGCUGGAUUCAGUACCGUCGAAGAAAGUAACAAGUUUUACAGAAAGAACUUGGCUGCUGGUCAACAAGGUCUCAGUGUUGCCUUUGAUUUGGCUACUCACAGAGGAUACGACAGUGACCAUCCACGUGUUGUGGGUGAUGUGGGUAUGGCUGGUGUCGCCAUCGACACUGUUGAAGAUAUGAAGCGACUAUUUGAAGGAAUACCACUCAACAAAAUGUCAGUAUCCAUGACCAUGAACGGAGCUGUACUUCCGAUUCUCUCCAUGUACAUUGUCGCUGGUGAAGAACAGGGUGCCAAACAAGCCGAACUAUCAGGAACUAUUCAAAACGAUAUUUUAAAAGAAUUCAUGGUCAGAAAUACGUUUAUCUAUCCUCCACACCCAUCCAUGCGACUCAUUGGUGACAUUUUCGAGUACACUGCCAAGAACAUGCCCAAAUACAACUCCAUCUCUAUUUCUGGAUACCACAUUCAAGAAGCUGGUGCUGAUAAUGCCUUGGAACUGGCAUUCACGUUGGCUGACGGCAUUGAAUAUGUGAAUACUGGUCUCAAAGCCGGUAUGACUGUGGACGAAUUCGCUCCUCGAUUAUCGUUCUUCUUUGGUAUUGGAAUGAACUUUUACAUGGAAAUCGCCAAACUGAGAGCUGCUCGUCGAUUAUGGGCUACACUGAUUAAGGAGAAAUUCAACCCUAAAUCAUCCAAGUCGCUCCUUUUGAGAACGCAUUGUCAGACGUCGGGAUGGUCUUUGACUGAACAGGAUCCUUAUAAUAACGUCAUUCGUACCACGAUUGAAGCUAUGGCUGCCACUCUGGGUGGUACGCAAAGUCUUCACACAAACGCUUUCGAUGAAGCUAUUGGACUACCUACCGAAACUAGUGCUCGAAUUGCUAGAAAUACUCAACUUGUUCUUCAAAAUGAAGCUAUGAUUCCCAAGGUUGCUGAUCCAUGGGCCGGCAGUUACAUGAUGGAGUCUCUUACAAAUGCUCUCUGUGACAAGGCCAUGGAAAUCAUAAAAGAAGUCGAAUCAUUAGGUGGUAUGGCUGCAGCCGUAGAUACCGGUAUGCCAAAGCUCCGUAUUGAAGAAGCUGCUGCAAGGAGACAGGCUCGUAUUGAUUCUGGACAAGAGGUGAUUGUGGGUGUAAACAAGUUCAGAAUGGAGGUUGAGGAUCGAAUCGAUGUAUUGGCUAUUGACAAUACUGUUGUGCGAACUGCUCAGGUUGAGAAGAUUAGGAAGGUGAAGGCAGACCGUGACUCCGCUAAGGCUGAAGCUACACUAAAUGCCUUGACCGAAUGUGCUAAAGGUGGCGCGGGUAAUCUUCUAGCUUUAUCUAUUGAGGCUUCACGGGCAAGAUGCACACUCGGUGAAAUAUCCAUGGCAUUAGAAAAAGUAUGGGGACGUCACAACCCUGUAGUCCGAGUAGUCAGUGGAGCAUACAAGUCCGAGUACGGAGACAGUACUGAGAUUACUGAGACGUUGUCAUCUGUUGAUAAAUUCAUUGAAAAGCAAGGUCGAAGACCACGUAUCCUGGUCGCCAAGAUGGGACAAGAUGGGCAUGAUCGCGGUGCCAAGGUUAUUGCAUCUGGAUUCGCUGAUCUUGGAUUUGACGUUGAUAUUGGACCAUUAUUCCAAACACCAGCUGAAGUAGCACGACAAGCUAUAGAUGCUGAUGUUCACGUUAUUGGUGUUUCGUCUCAAGCUGCUGGACACAAGACACUAGUGCCAGCCUUGAUUGCUGAACUGAAUAAGAUUGGCGCUGGCGACAAGAUUGUAGUUGUUGGAGGAGUUAUUCCUCAGCAGGAUUACGAUUUCUUGUACAAGGCUGGAGUUGCUAGUAUCUUUGGACCUGGCACCAAGAUACCUCUCGCUGCUCGUGAAGUCAUAGACAAGAUAUCCGCUGCAAUCGCGGCUUAA
Synchytrium microbalum is the source of this 3423-nucleotide messenger RNA. RefSeq lists its product as uncharacterized. Gene Ontology annotation, cellular component: mitochondrion. The record is from RefSeq and is a predicted model, not a curated record. The transcript is spliced from 29 exons. The coding region runs from base 1 to 3423 and encodes 1140 amino acids. Gene Ontology annotation, molecular function: metal ion binding; methylmalonyl-CoA mutase activity; cobalamin binding. Lineage: Eukaryota; Fungi; Chytridiomycota; Chytridiomycetes; Synchytriales; Synchytriaceae.